Molecule: messenger RNA, 684 nt
Organism: Coregonus sp. 'balchen'
Lineage: Eukaryota; Metazoa; Chordata; Actinopteri; Salmoniformes; Salmonidae
Source: the annotation of a GenBank genome assembly
AUGUAUAACCCGCAUGUUAAGGAUGAGGAGGUGAGGGCUUUUAUGGGGAGGUAAAUGGACAAUGUCUCCUCGGCAAGGCUCCUCAAAGACUCGCUAGGGUUCUGGAACGGGAGGAGAAGCUUCCAGGCUCUGUUGAGGAAAGACCCAAAGGGCCUGGGAGGUUACCUUCAUCUUACAGCUCUGUUCUCCCUUGGGGCUGACAGGGGGACAUUGUUUUAUGCCCGUCAGCCCCCUUUCUGCAGACGAUGCAUGGCCUAUGGCCAUAAUUUCGCCUCAUGUGGGGCGAAGAAAUGCAGGGUGUGUGGGUCUGAGGCACAUGAGGUGCGGGACUGUGACGAGUCGAAGAAGUGCCACAGGUGUGGAUCGUCAGCACACCUGUGGAGGGAGUGUACGGCUCGUCACAAGUCGUAUGCAGCUGCAGCUGGUGGGGGAGCAGGGGAUGGAGGAGGAAGAGGAGGAGGAGUUCCAGACCCAAGCGCAGGGCCAGAGGCAAUACCAUCGACGACGGAGGAGGAGCCGAAAACAGCAGUGGGAGGAGAGGGGGACGGGCAGGGGACUGCCGUAGCAGUUCUGGAAGGAGAGGUGGUGCCGGAGACGGAGGCGGCGGAGGGAGAGGAGGUCGGGGAGGAGCCAGCCACAGCCCUGGGAGGAGAGGAGAAGGGGGGAGAGGGGGGGCCGGAGUAG